AUGCAGAAGCCACAGUGCGGGGCCCCCAAUCUCAAGCUCAUCUUCCUGUGCUCCGUCCUGCUGGCCGCGGGCCGGGCUGCCGUGGGGAGCCAAGCACGCUAUGAACUUGAGAGGGAGCCAGCGUAUUGGGAUGCUCAGGCGAGAGCGACACUGGAUGCUGCGCUGAAGCUCCACCCUCGGAAUCACCAGGCCAAGAACAUCAUCCUGUUCCUGGGCGACGGGAUGGGCGUGUCCACUGUGACGGCAGCGCGGAUCCUUCGAGGUCAGAUGGAGGGCGGAUCGGGGGAGGAGACGAUGCUGGCCAUGGACACCUUCCCAUAUGUGGCCUUGUCUAAGACCUACAGUGUAGAUAAGCAGGUCGCCGACAGCGCGAGCACGGCCACAGCCUACCACUGCGGCGUGAAGGCCAACGCCAAGACUGUGGGACUCAGCGCUAAUGCGGUGGCCUACGAGUGCAACACCACCUUCGGCAAUGAGGUCUUCUCGGUAUUACGACGGGCAAAGGCGCAGGGUAAAUCCGUGGGUAUAGUCACCACCACCCGUGUCCAGCACGCCUCGCCGGCCGCUGCCUACGCUCACUCUGUCAGCCGCAGCUGGUACAGUGACGCCGACCUCCCUUACAGUGCUCGCCGACAGGGCUGUGUGGACAUCGCCACGCAAAUGGUCACCAACGUUGACAUUGAUGUGAUUCUGGGCGGAGGGAGGAUGUACAUGACACCGAAGGGAACCCCGGACCCGGAGUAUCCUACCUCCAACUCUAGAAAGGGGGAUCGCAAAGACAAGAGGAACCUCAUAGACGUGUGGCUGAAGGCUAAGCCAAACAAGAGGUCGCACUACGUUUGGCACAGGAAGGAGUUUGACGAGAUUAACGCUGAAACUACAGAUCGGCUCAUGGGUCUGUUCGAGCCGAAGGACAUGAGAUUUGAGGUUUUCCGGAACAACACACGAGACCCCUCCAUCGUGGAGAUGACGGAGAAGGCCAUACAAAUCCUCAGCAAGAAUCCCAAAGGGUACUUCCUGUUCGUGGAAGGAGGGAGAAUUGAUCACGGUCAUCAUGACGGCAUUGCGAAGCUUGCCCUGACAGAGGCAGUGAUGUUCGACCAAGCCAUUCAUCGCGCCUCACAGCUGACCAGAGAAUCUGAUACACUGACUGUGGUUACCGCCGACCACUCCCACGUCUUCACCUUCGGUGGCAACACGCCUCGGGGAAAUCCCAUCUUUGGUCUGGCACCAAAGAGAGCAGACGACAAAAUGCCUUUCACCAGCAUCCUGUACGCCAACGGCCCCGGUUAUGUCCAUGUAAAUGGGACCAGAGGAAACAUCACAAUGGUGGAUUACUAUGAUGAAGAGUACAUGCAGCAGGCCGCCGUGCCGUUGGACUCGGAGACUCAUGGCGGAGAGGAUGUUACCAUCUACGCCAAAGGCCCAAUGGCUCACCUGUUCCACGGGGUGAAGGAGCAAAACUACGUGGCCCACGUCAUGGCCUAUGCCGCCUGUUUGGAGCCCUACACGAACUGUCCUCCUCACCCCCACAACCACACCUCCGCCGGGUGUGUGAACGCACCCUCGAGCUUCCUGUUUGGCUUACUGGGCCUCAUCUGGUUUUUCAGAUGA
Pleuronectes platessa (European plaice) is the source of this 1614-nucleotide messenger RNA. It is a transcript of the gene alpi.1, whose product is annotated as alkaline phosphatase, intestinal, tandem duplicate 1. The coding region runs from base 1 to 1614 and encodes 537 amino acids. Gene Ontology annotation, molecular function: alkaline phosphatase activity. The transcript has 11 exons. Gene Ontology annotation, cellular component: plasma membrane. The record is from RefSeq and is a predicted model, not a curated record. Lineage: Eukaryota; Metazoa; Chordata; Actinopteri; Pleuronectiformes; Pleuronectidae. Gene Ontology annotation, biological process: dephosphorylation.